UUAUGACGCUCGAUGACUAUUCAAUUUCGAUGGAAACUUCAAGAGGACAAUUUUCCAAAAGUGAAUCUCUUUACUGCUUCUCUUAAACUCGCCGGAGCACCACUGAUUCAGUUUUUUUUUUUUUUCCCUUCAAUCCACCGCCAUAAAUGAAGCUCUGCAAUGCAGCGUAAGCUCAUCCGACCCCUUUUCCCAUGGCUCAUCCUUCUUCCCCUCUUAAUCUUUUUUCUCUACUCCUUAACCGUGUCUCUUCACGCACCCAUUUCGCCAUCUCCAAAAAUCAAAAAGAUUUCUGCAUCACCCACAUGCAAUCUCUUCAAGGGUCACUGGAGUCGAGACCCCAAUCGCAGGCCCAUUUACGAUGAGACUUGCCCAUUUCAUAGAAACGCCUGGAAUUGCUUUAGGAACCAAAGAGAGAAUAUGGGUACAAUCAAUUCGUGGAAAUGGGUACCCCAAACCUGCGAUUUGCCCCAGAUUGAUCCGUUCAGAUUUCUCGAUCUGAUGAGAAAUAGGAAUAUUGGGUUUGUUGGUGAUUCUUUGAAUGAAAAUUUCUUGACUUCGUUUUUGUGUAGUCUUAGAGUGGCUGAUUUGGGUGCAAAGAAGUGGAAGAGGAAAGGAGCUUGGAAGGGUGCUUAUUUUCCAACAUUCAAUGUGACGGUUGCUUAUCAUCGUGCAGUGUUGCUCGCCAAAUACAAGUGGCAGCCAAAGUAUUCUGCAUCUGGUGAUCAAAGUCAAUCAGAAGGAGUAUACAGAGUGGAUGUUGAUAUUCCUGCAGAUGAUUGGGCAAACAUUACCAACUUCUACGAUGUCCUUGUAUUUAACACUGGCCAUUGGUGGGGUUACGAUAAAUUUCCAAAAGAGAAACCUUUAGUUUUUUAUCGUGCUGGUCAACCAAUAGUUCCAGCUCUCGAGAUGAUGGAUGGACUCAAACUUGUUCUUAAACAUAUGGUCUCUCACAUACAAAAAGAAAUUCCUGGCAAGACACUCAAGUUUUGGCGUCUACAAUCCCCUAGACAUUUUUAUGGUGGUGAAUGGAAUCAAAAUGGCAGCUGCUUAUUCAAUGAACCCCUUGAAGAAUCUCAGCUAGACAUUUGGUUUGAUCCAAGCAACAAUGGGGUGAAUAGAGAAGCGAGAACAAUAAAUCGUCUCAUCGACGAGGCAAUACGUGACACAGAUUUUGAGGUUCUUGAUCUCACUCACUUGAGUGAGUUCAGAGCAGAUGCUCAUCCGGCCAUUUGGUUGGGAAGACAAGAUGCUGUUGCAGUUUGGGGACAGGACUGCAUGCAUUGGUGCUUACCGGGGGUUCCAGAUACGUGGGUUGACAUUUUGUCCAAACUCAUCAGUCAUCACUUGAAGAUGGAAUAAUCUCUAGAGUCUGGUUCUUGAAACAUUAAGACCACAAGAUACACAUAAAGGGUAUAGAGAUCCAUUUUGAUGGAGAAAUGUACUGCUGUCUGUAGGAGGAUAGAAUCUGAUCAUGAUGAUUUUCCUACAAAAGUAGGAUAAAAAGUUGAGUUUCUUUUCUUCCUCUGUUUCUCACUCGCACUAAAUGAUUCUUGCUAGAUUACAGGCAUCAUUGGCAAUGUAAUUUCUUGAUUGUUGCUAAUCAAUCUAUAAUCUAAAAUCAAAUAUUAUUAUCCGA
This is a messenger RNA of Cucumis melo (muskmelon), 1639 nucleotides long. RefSeq names its product protein trichome birefringence-like 12. The coding region runs from base 160 to 1362 and encodes 400 amino acids. The transcript has 5 exons. Gene Ontology annotation, cellular component: Golgi apparatus. Gene Ontology annotation, molecular function: O-acetyltransferase activity. The record is from RefSeq and is a predicted model, not a curated record. NCBI's taxonomy places the organism in Eukaryota, Viridiplantae, Streptophyta, Magnoliopsida, Cucurbitales, Cucurbitaceae.